UGUGCUUCACUGAGGAUUUAACCAGAGAAGUAUUUUGUAAUACACAGGGCUAAAUUUUAGGCUUAAACUGAAGCACAGAGAUGUCAUGUAAAAUCGUACAGUGAGAUAUAAUUCAGGAGUUUGCUCAGACUGAGAAAUCCCUGUCCUGCUGUUCCCCAGGAGCAUCCCUGUCUGCUUCCUGCUGGGCUGGAGGAGCUGAGCAGCGUGAAUGAGAACCCCACAGCAUCUAUACUGUUCAGAACAAAAAUCUAGCUUGCUUCAGGAAGAGGAAAACAAGCAGUUAAAGACAUAUAUUUAUCAAUAUGAAUUAAACUUCCCUUUCAUUCAGUGUUACCCAGAGCUUUAGCAGGGUGGUGAGUCAGGUUUGUGCAUUUACUUAAGUCCCCACAGGGGAAGGCUUUCAAAUAAAUCCCUGCAUGGAACUGAUCUAUUAUUCAUGGUGUUAUUGAUUAUAAGUCAGAGAAAUCUUUAAAAGGUUUCUUGGCUGUGCUUUCACUUCUUAUUACUGACAAGGCUGCUCGUAGGAGAACAGUGAAUAUUUGUGUCAGCCUGGAGCAGCCAAGGGCUGGUGGAACUCAAAUGCACCCAAAUUCUGGCUGAUUGUCCAUAGAUCUCUGUCCUGUGUAGGAGUGCAGAGUGGUGAUUAUGCUAUUAAUCCACCUUCAUGAGUCUGUUCAUAUUUUAUAUUGAUCAGGAAUGAAGCAUUCAGUGUUGAACUCUUUACAGCUUUUCUACUGAGAACAAGGAAUCACUGGUACAACACCAGAAACAGGUGGAGGAGUUCUCAGGUUUGAAGCAGUCCCUUAAUGCUCAGGAUAAUGUUUUCUUACCUCUGGAACCUACAAAUUCAGCUGGAAUGGAAUCUGUAGCCACACUUGUUACAAGAAAAGGCCAAAAGUGUGUAUUUCUGGAAUCUGUGCUGGAGGAAAAAGCACUUAUUUCACACCCUGAUCCUAAAGAUAAUGAAGAUAAUCCAUGUGGUGGAAAGUACCCAGUGAAAGGCUUGGGGAUGCUUCCUACUUGGUGUAACUUAUGCCCGGUUCAGGCAGAAAAUACUCUUGAAGGAACAGUUAAAGAAGUGGAAGUGCCUGUCCCUUCUGAGAUCCAUCGGGUGGAUGCCAGUCAGUGUUUGAAGCAUUUGGACCAUACUUCUCAUGAAGCUUCUGAUGAACUAAAUUUGAAAGCAUUUUCUGAGGGAUUAACUUCCACUGAAUCACUUUCCAAGUCAAAUAACUUCUUUCUGAAAUGUGAAAGUGCCAAAUCAGACUCUUUUCACCCAGAAUUUCAGAAAGUGUCUGCAGUUUGCAUCAGCUGCUCAAAAAGUUCCAUUUCAGACCCAGAAUUAGAGCUGAAGCAUGGAGAGGACACAGAUGUCAGUGUCCCAGAAGAGUUUGUCUGUGACAGUGGUGAUGUGUUCACUAAUCUCUCAAAAGAGAUGCCAAUAGCAAUAAGCAAUGGAAAGGAAACAUCACCUAGUGACAAACACAAUGACCGUGAGCUGCCUGAAGAUGACAGAGCUGAGACUUCAUCUCUCUCCCAGAAAUACCCUGGAAAUGUGUUGGAUCAUGGCUGCACUGAUAAUCUGCUUUCCUUUAUCCCAGCAGACAAAGCAGAUUCCUCCAGAACCGAGUCAGCACAUUGCUCCCAGUCUGAAAACCCUACAGAGGGAGUGGAUGAGCCACACCUGGGUGCCUCACAAAGCUGCAGCAGAAACAAGCCCUCUUCUCAUGAGAUCCCAGCACUGGGGAAUGAUGCAGCUGCCAGCCCUUCACGCACUGAUGCAACCUCCAGUAGUGAUAAGGGUCUCCCUCCAACUGAUGAGAAUGCCUUGUUGGAAAUGCUGUGUCCUGUGGAUGAAGUAUUGUCCUCUGGAAGUGCUGACUUGCCAUCCUCUAACAAAAAGGAUUUGUCAUUUCCAAGUGAAGAUCUUCCUCCUCCCCUUUUAGGUACAGAUGCAAUGAAAAAUGGUGAUCCUGCCUCCAGCAUGGAUGAUUUCCCAUCUCCACCAGAACAAAUGACAGGCUCAGAGCCUAGUCAGGGCAUGGAUGAAGAUAUAUCACUGGAAAUGGAUGCAUUACCCCCAUUACCUGAUAACACUGUGCCUGAAGAAUUUCUCCUGCUCAGUGCAGAGACAAGUAGUGCUUUUUCAGCUCAGGAUGGUUGUCUCUCAGAACAAUCUAUUACAGCUCUUUCCAGCUGUUUAUCAGAAAACCAGCAUGGAGAACAGGAGAUGCCUUUGCAGCAUUUGGAGUUUCUGCCUGUGUCAAACAUAUAUUCUUCUGAUGGAAGUAAAAGUCCUCAAUUCCCAAUGAAACAAUACAAAAUGUAUGAAAAGCUGCUCAACACUGAGGAGGAGAGUGAUGACCCAUUAUCAUUAUUUGAAAUUGGGGACAGGGUGUUGGUAAAGCAGAGCCAGCCUGGAACUCUGAUGUUCAAAGGCCAGACUCAUUUUGGCAGUGGUCACUGGGCUGGUGUUGCACUGGACGAAGCUGAAGGUGACAAUGCUGGAACUUAUGAAGAGGUGAAGUAUUUUGAGUGUGCUCAGCACUGUGGGGUCUUUGUCAGACCUGAUGAGAUUUCACACCUGUUUGGGGUUAACAAAAAUAGUUCCAGUUACAUGGGGAAUGAAGACUCUGACUCCUUCCAUGAUGAUGAUGACUCCCUCAAAGGAGACUGCAACUAUUCUGAAGAUGGUGAGCAGAGAGUGAGGUUUGUAGGGGAGAAAGCAAAAGCCACAAACAGUGCAGGAGGUUCAGAAGUGAAAGAAAACCAGUCUGGGUUACACAGUGCCUUGCUGCCUGGAAAAGGGCAAAUGUUUCCUCAUUCCAACCAGUGUAACAAUAAUGAAUUCCUCUGUCAAAAAAACUUACAGUGCCUGGGAUCAGAUAAAGAAAAAACAGAACUGGCACAGAUAAAACAAACUAUAUUUGCAGAUGUUCUUCCAGAGACAAACAAGACAGAUGAGGUAAACACAAGCAAAAAUAUUUGUUGCUUGGUAGAGGAUCAGAAAAGAAUUAAACUUGCUGAUGAUAUUGCAAGUGAACUCAGUAAAAAACUUCUGUUUGACAUUUUAAUUGCAUUUUCUAAAACAGCUCAACACAAAUAUAAAAGUGCCUUUGAAAAAGAUAUGAUGAAUUAUGGCAACGGCCUGAGGCAUGAAGACAAUCAGAAACCGUUUCCCCUCAAAGAAAAUUCAGUUGCUGCCUUAUCUGAACCAUCAGCAAAGGUUUCUGAUGUUUUACUGGGUGAUUCUGAUACGCUUUGCAUGCAUGGUUGUCACACAGUAACAGACAGAAUUGUAACUAAAUUUAUAGAUGAUGCAGUUAAAGAAUAUAAGAAGAUUAAAAGAAAACAGAGAUCAAAAGCAGACAAGAUACUUCAUUUAUCUCCAGAGACUUCUCCAACCACUUUGCCUCUCCUUUUAAAAAUCCUUGAUGCUGGUGUUUUUGGAAGCUCUGAAGAUUUUGAUCAGCCUAAUUCUGACCAAAACAUGCUGGUGAGACAGACACAAAAGCAAUACUUGUACAAAUCAGACCAGUGGCACUCAGCUCCUUGGAAGAAAACUGUGGAAGUUCCUCUUGUGAUACCACAUAACAGUUCUUAUGUUAAAAAUUUGUCUGCAUAUGCUGUGGAAGAAUUAUGGACCCCAGAGAACAUAAAAUCAAAUUUCAGGAACAUCAACGUGCCAGAGCACUUGGAAUAUAGUGAUCUCCCAGGGAAUGAUUUGGAAGCAGAAAGCAAGAGGAUGUAUAAUCAGGUUAUAUUUGAUUUGAGCCAUGAGUUGCUGUGUGCAGAAUAUCAAGUGACUGCAAAGCCAAAUAUGUUCCCAUGGAUGAAAAAAGAAGUGGGAUCUCUCUGUGCCAGGCCUCUCUGCAGAAGGGCAGAUGUCAGUGAUGUCAAGAUCCAGGAGCUCUGCAAAGAAGAAUCUCAGUGGACUUCCUACGGUGAUGAUGAAUUAACAGUGAAGAUGAGGAUGACUGAAGCCAUAUUUGAUAGCUUGAUCCUUGACACAAUCAGAGUUCUUAAUAAGAUUUAUCUGAAAAAAGCCUGCUUGAAAGGUGACUGUGAACCAUCUUGUUUCUUUUAAUAUGCUGUGGAACUGCUUAAAAGGAGCCUGGAGAUGGUUUCAGAGAGGUGGCACAGGGAAUGGCAGGACCUGGAGCCAGACAUUCAGGUUAAAUGUCUAUAAUUUUAUGCAAAUGAGGCAAAUACCAAUGUGAUGCACUUUAAAUUGGAGAUUUUUUCUAUCAGCACCUUUAAUUCCUAACAAUUAGAUGUGUGCCUGUAAUUGGGUUAUUUAUCAUGCAAUUCACAGAAGCCCAUUGAAUUUUUACAAUAUCCAAAUGUGUGGUGCUGUAAGAGUGCUUUGAUAGACAAAAGAGAGGAAAUCAAUACCGCUUUUGUAUUGGCAAAACUGGAAAAAUCAAGAUUUUGACAAGGAAAUAGAAGCAUUUCCUCAGCAUGGUAAUUGUUCACUGUGCUAAUUGCUGUACUCCCACCUAUUUUGUAUUGAGAAAAUCAAAUAUUUUAGGGUUUUUUUUAAUAAAUACUGUGCAAAUAUUUCUUACUGGAAUUCAGAAGCUGUUCAUUAUUGAAUAAUUGAUUGUAAAGAGAUCAGAUUUUUUCCAAUCCUAUUCAGAGUGUCUUUCAAAUAAUAUUAAAAUCAGACUCAAUAAAGAUAAAUUAUAUAUAAAACUUAAGAUUUAAAAAUACAGUACUUAAAAUCUGCUUGGGGAAUAGAAAGACAUUUUAUGUUUGUAUUUUUUUUCCUUGUUUUUUGUACUUGUUUUCUGAAUAAAAAUUAUACACAUGG
Molecule: messenger RNA, 4813 nt
Organism: Taeniopygia guttata (zebra finch)
Lineage: Eukaryota; Metazoa; Chordata; Aves; Passeriformes; Estrildidae
Source: RefSeq, a predicted model, not a curated record